AAUCCACCAACCAGUAUUGUGCUCCAGUUGUUCUCGAAAAGUAGAAGAACUUUUUUUUUUUUUUUUUUCGCUUCUAUCUUCCACAUUCACUCGGCAGUUUUCCUUGAUAAGUUUUGCCUUUACUCCACGAUGACAGACGCCACAGCCGCCGGUGCCGCCGGUGCAUCGAAUGAACCCCCAGCGACCAUUCCAUACUACGAGAAAUCAAAACAGCACCUCAAGGAGCUUCUGCAGAAGAAGCGACUUUUGGAAAAGCAGCUGGCUGCUCGAGAAGAUGCCAUCUACCAGCGCGAAACCGAAUACCUCGACAACACCCCGCAAGGAAACAUUAUCACGGGCUUCGAUAACUACACAAAAGGCAUCACCGGCGCUGCUGCACAGAGGCGAAAGACGGGACUGACAGAGACGAAUCGUGUCUUCUCGAGGAGCUCUGUCAGCUACAAUCCUAAUCAUCCGGAAGCACAAACCCCCGGUUCGACAAAUUCCAACCCCGCGUCCCAUGCGCCAACACCCUCGGCGUCCUCGGUCAAGGACGUGGCCUCGAACCAGCCGACUCCGACAUCAGCUACGGCCCCCAAGUCGGGUACUAACAAGAGCAAGAAGAAGACCAGUGUCUCUGCCGCUGCGUCUGCAGCUGCAGGGCCUGAAGAGAGCGAGACGGAUGGUAAGGAGCCCAAGAAGGUUCGGACUCACUUUGGCGCUGUGAAGAAGACAUGAUGAUCAUACUGGCCUUUGGCACCGGUCAUUUCCGAGGCAGGACCAGAUUUCGGUUCAUGGGAAAAGGGCUUUUUUUUUUCUCUUGUUUACUUUUGUUGGUGUUUAUACCUGGAUAAUAGCGCGGCGUUGGGAUACCCUGAAAGAAUUUACGUGAACCGAGAACGACCUUUUGCAAUGCGGAGCAUCGUUACAAUCAGACUAUGGAGGAGAAGUAGGUUCGAUUGGACCGCUGCAACCUAGAAUGAAACAAACGUUGAGCAUCUUACGUGCCGGGCCGAUGCACACACAAGCAGUGCUUCGCUCCGAACAGCGCAGGCAGGUUCCGCUCAAGCCUUUCCAUGCUUUAGUGCGGGGUGCGUGUGGUGUCAGGGGUCUCUUCCGUG
Messenger RNA from Pyricularia grisea, 1100 nucleotides. RefSeq lists its product as uncharacterized. The transcript is spliced from 3 exons. The coding region runs from base 130 to 717 and encodes 195 amino acids. NCBI's taxonomy places the organism in Eukaryota, Fungi, Ascomycota, Sordariomycetes, Magnaporthales, Pyriculariaceae. The record is from RefSeq and is a predicted model, not a curated record. Gene Ontology annotation, cellular component: NuA4 histone acetyltransferase complex.